Molecule: messenger RNA, 903 nt
Organism: Penicillium taxi
Lineage: Eukaryota; Fungi; Ascomycota; Eurotiomycetes; Eurotiales; Aspergillaceae
Exons: 3
Coding region: 1-903 (300 amino acids)
Source: RefSeq, a predicted model, not a curated record
AUGAAUAGAUUUGUGCAUAAAUUUGUGGUUCCAAGGAAAUCCGGAGUUCAUCGCUUUGCGUGCUUGGCACUCUAUCGAGCCCUUCUACGACAAUGUUCCCCGGCCAAGAAUACUACGCCAUUGAUCAGUGAGACAAAAUUUGUUGUCAAGCAGCAGUUUCGACGGUAUAAGUCGCUACAAAGUCCAUCUCAGGUGGUUAAUGCCCUGAAAGCCGGCUAUGAGGUCUUUGACAUACUCGACUCCGUUGCUAAUGGAAGUGAGAAAGAUGCCCAACAGCUCAGCUCAAUCUUGACCCAGGCAAAAGCUAUUAAAGAGAAAUAUGCCGUCAGACAAAAGAAAGUAAACGAACAAAUUCCUCAGAAACCGCUCACUCCAAGGCAAGCCCGAAAGGCUGAGACUAUUCGCUUUGAAAAGGCGACAAUGCGACGAAAUCCCAAUACCCGGUCCAUCUUGGAGCGCCCAUAUGCAAAAAUAAGUGGGAUACGAAGAGUGCCCGUUUUAGUCAAUGCUCGCGGAUUGCCCUUUUUGCGCAUCAAGAAGCCUCAGCCAAGAAACCUCAGUAGUACAAUACGGAAUAAGCUUGCGAAACGCUGGCAUAGGAUCGAGACUCGGGAACGGUUGGAUUCAGAACUCCUCUUUGCCAGAGAUGAAGAUGCGUGGGAUCGCCUUACUGGAACUGCGGAAGAAUUCACAUGGGCCGAAGAGGUCAAAACAGCUCUGGGAGUUAUAAGUGACAAGAUCAAGGUUUCCGAUCGACAGAAUCGGGAGCUGGCUCAGAAACUGUGGCAGGUUGUGCUAGCUGAACGAAAAUUGGCUGAAAAGGAAAAAGCCGAGAGACAAGCGUUGAAACGUGCCAGGAAACAAGAGGCGAAACAAAAUGCGGUUGAUCAAUCUACAUCCUGA